AUGGAGUACACAUUCCGCGCAGUAACCCACAAUCCUGGGAUUAUAAUCUGGCGAAUCGAGAAAAUGGAGCUGGUGCAAGUCCCUGAAAAAUCCCUUGGCAAUUUCUACGAGGGUGACUGCUACAUCCUACUCUCUACCCAGAAAGUGGGCAGCUCUCUGAUCUAUGACAUCCACUACUGGAUCGGCUCCCAGUCCAGUCAGGAUGAACAGGGUGCGGCCGCCGUCUACACCAUCCAGCUGGAUGAGUUCCUGGGAUCAGGGCCUGUCCAGCACCGUGAGGUCCAGAACUAUGAGUCUGAUGCCUUCCGAGGAUACUUCAAACAAGGGGUCAUCUAUAAGAAGGGCGGGGUGGCGUCAGGAAUGAGACACACAGAGACUAACAGUUAUGACAUCCAGAGACUGCUGCAUGUGAAAGGGAAGAAAAGGAUAAGCGCCAUGGAGGUAGAGAUGAGCUGGGAAAGCUUCAAUCUUGGGGAUGUCUUUCUGUUGGACUCUGGUAAGACCAUCAUUCAGUGGAAUGGACCAGAGAGCAACAGACAGGAGAGGCUCAAGGGCAUGCUGUUGGCUAAAGACAUUCGGGACCGGGAGCGAGGGGGUCGGGCGGAGAUAGGAGUGAUAGAAGGGGACACAGAGGGGAACUCCUCUAAACUGAUGGAGAUCCUUACUAGCAUCCUGGGGCAACGGACCUCCAAGCUUCUCAAUGGAAUGCCUGAUGAAACAGCCGACCAACAACAGAAAGCUCAGCUUACUCUGUACCAUGUGUCUGAUGCUGAGGGCCAGAUGAAAGUCACAGAAGUUGCCACCAGGCCACUGGUUCAGGACCUGUUAAAUCAUGAUGACUGUUACUUCCUAGACCAGGGAGGGGUGAAGAUCUUUGUGUGGAAGGGGAAGCGAGCCAACAAGGCCGAGAGACAGGCUGCCUUUUCCAGAGCUUUGGAGUUCAUUAAGCUGAAGAACUACUCCACCACCACCAACGUGGAGACAGUGAAUGACGGGGCUGAGUCGGCCCUCUUUAAGCAGCUGUUCCAGAGCUGGAGUGUGAAGGACCAGACUGUAGGCCUGGGAAAGACACACAAUGUGGGGAGAGUGGCCAUUGUGACUCAGGAGAAGUUUGAUGCCACACGGAUGCAUGUGAUGCCAGAAGUAGCGGCACAGGAGCGCAUGGUGGACGAUGGCACUGGUCAGGUGGAGGUGUGGCGUAUCGAGGACCUGGAGUUGGUCCCAGUGGAACCCCAGUGGCAUGGCUUCUUCUAUGGAGGAGACUGCUACCUGGUGCUCUACACUUAUGAGGUCCACAGCAAGCUAAACUACCUCCUCUACAUGUGGCAAGGGCGCCAUGCCUCUCAGGAUGAGAUAGCAGCGUCUGCCUUCCAGGCCGUGGCCCUGGAUCAAAAGUAUGACAACCAGCCUGUACAAGUGAGGAUCACCAUGGGCAAGGAACCCAGACACUUUAUGGCCAUGUUCAAGGGUAAAAUGGUUAUCUUUGAGGGCGGUACCUCCAGAAAAGGCGUGUCUGACCCAGAGCCACCCGUCAGAUUGUUCCAGGUCCACGGUUCUGACGCCUCCAACACCAAAGCCAUCGAGGUGCCUGCCCUGGCAGCCUCGCUCAACUCCAACGAUGUCUUUCUGCUGAGGAGCCAGUCAGGGAUUCACCUGUGGUGUGGCAAGGGAUCAAGUGGGGAUGAGAGGGCCAUGGCUAAGGAGGUCAGCUCUGUGAUUGGACAGCACUCGACUGCUGAAGAGAUCAUGGCAGAGGGUCAGGAGCACAUUGAAUUCUGGAAUUUACUUGGAGGGAAGGCCCCUUAUGCCAACAACAAGAGACUACAGCAGUCUGUUCUGGAUCAUCAGCCGCGUCUCUUUGAAUGCUCCAAUAAGACUGGCCGUUUCAUCGUUACCGAGGUGACCCAGUUCACCCAGGAUGACCUCAGCGAGGAUGAUGUCAUGCUUCUAGACACGUGGGACCAGGUCUUCCUCUGGGUGGGGAACGAGGCCAAUGAGGUGGAGAGGAAGGAAGUGGUGGUCACCAGUCAGGAGUACCUGCGUACCCACCCAGGGUCCCGGGACCCUGACACCCCUAUCCUCCUCAUCAAGCAGCGGUAUGAACCCCCCACCUUCACCGGCUGGUUCACCGCCUGGGACCCCUCCAAAUGGAGUGGUGGGAAAACGUACGAAGAGCUGAAGAAAGAGUUGGGUGAGGUGACAUCCCUCAAGACUCUACAAUACGUUUUCAAUUUUGUCAAAAAUAACUUUAUAUUUUCUUACCCACCAGAGGACCUGAUCAACAAACUAGCCAAUGAGCUGCCUGAGGGUGUCAACCCCACCCAGAAGGAGAAACAUCUCUCAGACUCAGACUUCAGUGCCAUAUUUGGAAUGUCUAAAGACCACUUUGCCAGCCUGCCUCAAUGGAAGCAGCUGAGCAUUAAAAAAGGCAAAGGCUUAUUUUAAAGGGGAAUUAAUCUCUCAUGUUGUACCAAUUUCCAGAUGUUUAAAUUUGCCAAGCAUACUAAUUGUACUUUGUUCAAAAUUAAUUUGAAUUGAUGUCUUAUUAAUUCAAUCUAAUGACAGUCGGUCUCAAAAAAAACCCUGCACUUGUCUGUUCCUAAUUGUGCAUUUAAAAAAGAUGUCUCUAUAUUGUACUAUAUACUGUAUGUCUGCCUCUCAAUUAAGUAUAUAGAUGUCCAUGUUGAAUACGAUCAACCUAAUCAAAAAAUCUAUGUGUAUUCUGAAUGAUUGUUUUAUUGACUCUUCUGAGUUCCGACCACACACUACUACCAUAUCUCCUGUAGUUUUGUUGAAUGUAAUAUGGUAUGGUGGGA
Messenger RNA from Salvelinus namaycush (lake trout), 2816 nucleotides. Its product is annotated as advillin-like. The transcript is spliced from 21 exons. The record is from RefSeq and is a predicted model, not a curated record. Gene Ontology annotation, cellular component: actin cytoskeleton; cytoplasm. Gene Ontology annotation, molecular function: actin filament binding; phosphatidylinositol-4,5-bisphosphate binding. Gene Ontology annotation, biological process: cytoskeleton organization; actin filament severing; actin polymerization or depolymerization. The coding region runs from base 1 to 2445 and encodes 814 amino acids. NCBI's taxonomy places the organism in Eukaryota, Metazoa, Chordata, Actinopteri, Salmoniformes, Salmonidae.